This is a messenger RNA of Nothobranchius furzeri (turquoise killifish), 1159 nucleotides long. It is a transcript of the gene mxtx1, whose product is annotated as mix-type homeobox gene 1. NCBI's taxonomy places the organism in Eukaryota, Metazoa, Chordata, Actinopteri, Cyprinodontiformes, Nothobranchiidae. Gene Ontology annotation, molecular function: RNA polymerase II transcription regulatory region sequence-specific DNA binding; DNA-binding transcription factor activity, RNA polymerase II-specific. The record is from RefSeq and is a predicted model, not a curated record. Gene Ontology annotation, biological process: regulation of transcription by RNA polymerase II. Gene Ontology annotation, cellular component: nucleus.
AUAAAAGAGGAUCUGAUAAAAGACAUGCUCAGAGACACGCUGACACAUCCUGCUGCUGCCAUGUGGAAGGACUCCAGCAACGCUCAUCCCAGAGCCGUGGCCUCCGGCGGUGCCUCCUCCCGCAGCGCCAGCCGCAGGAAGAGGACCUGCUUCUCCAAAGAUCACGUGGAGCUUCUGCGGGUCACGUUUGAGACAGACCCGUACCCCGGGAUCAGCCUCAGAGAGAACCUGUCCCAAACCACCGGCCUUCCAGAGUCACGCAUCCAGGUUUGGUUUCAGAACCGAAGAGCUCGGACCCUGAAGUGUAAAGGAGCCAAGAAGGGUGUGUGGCAGCCUGACAGCCCGGGCCACGACGCCUUCACUCCACCUCACCUGGCUGCUGGAAGCGGAGCUUUGACCGUUCCUCUGCGGUCUCAGGGACCCCCACCCGCCUACCCAGCCCAGGUGAAGCAGGAGAUGGAGGAAGGCAGCUACUACGUUCAGUGUCCCUCCUCCUUCUCCACCUCUGAGGAACAGGAAAAGCACAGCUCCUUACAUGUUCUCCAACAAGCGAGACAUCAGAGCUCCAGCCCACCCCUGAGUGGGUUCUGGUCUCACCCGGGCAGCCAGAGCUCACCUGUCCCUCCUCUGUGGUACAAACCUCCUCUGGAGAUGAACUGCUUUAACUCGAGCUCCAACCACACCACCUUCAUGUACCCGGGAUCAGCAGAGCAGCAGGUGUACCUGAACUCCUCCACCCCUGAAACGCCCGAUUCUGGAUACUGGGACGUCAGCAGACAGAACAGCCCACCAGCAGAAGGUCAGUACGCCCAGCUGGAGGACUCAUGGAGCGUGGCGGUUCUGGAUGACUGCAGGAAGUCUGGACAUCCACAGCAGGUCCAGCACACCCCUCUUCCUGUGCUGUCCCUGCAGGAGAUCCUGGGGGAGCUGGAUGAGGACUGGCUGGGAGGAGAUGGACUGGACAGCUGUGGUUCUGAGGAGAAAAGCUGCUGAUGGUUCUGUUUGGGUUCAGGUGUUACUUCAGAUCUGGGAGUUUGGUUUUUGUAUCUAAAAGGACUUCAGAUCAGAUCUGUUAUCUUUUUUUUAUUUAUUCACGUUUUAUGACAUCAAUGAUUUUCUGCACUUUUUACAAAUAAAAUUAUGAAUCUAAACUGUAAAA